CAAGGAGAAGAUGCUUACCAUACUGCUGAUCGAAGUGAGUUUAUAGGUCGACGAAUCAUCAAACAGUUGGCGAAGGGAGACCCCGUCUCCAUGCUGGAUAUUGUGCAGAGACAUCAUGAUGUCUCGUUUUAUUCGGGAGACAUUGUAGAUGAUCGGGACGCGCUGGAUAUAUUGAACAAGUCGGGCGCUAUGUGUACCGUACACGCUACCUUACUACAGCGAGGCGCGAAAGACCCCUCCAUCUACAUCAAGGUCAACGUCGAGGGCACCCGAGCUGUCAUCGAUGCAGCUAUUGCAGCUGGUGUCUGCAGGCUCGUCUACACGAGUUCUGCAAGUGUCGUAUUUAAUGGCACUGACGUCGUGAAGGUCGAC
Molecule: messenger RNA, 372 nt
Organism: Pisolithus orientalis
Lineage: Eukaryota; Fungi; Basidiomycota; Agaricomycetes; Boletales; Pisolithaceae
Product: 3-beta hydroxysteroid dehydrogenase/isomerase
Exons: 1
Biological process (GO): steroid biosynthetic process
Molecular function (GO): 3-beta-hydroxy-Delta5-steroid dehydrogenase (NAD+) activity
Source: RefSeq, a predicted model, not a curated record